This is a messenger RNA of Daphnia pulicaria, 5445 nucleotides long. Its product is annotated as NFX1-type zinc finger-containing protein 1-like. NCBI's taxonomy places the organism in Eukaryota, Metazoa, Arthropoda, Branchiopoda, Diplostraca, Daphniidae. Gene Ontology annotation, molecular function: zinc ion binding; helicase activity. The coding region runs from base 31 to 5445 and encodes 1804 amino acids. The transcript is spliced from 17 exons. Gene Ontology annotation, biological process: regulatory ncRNA-mediated heterochromatin formation. The record is from RefSeq and is a predicted model, not a curated record. Gene Ontology annotation, cellular component: nuclear RNA-directed RNA polymerase complex; nucleus.
CUCCAGCGUAUAAGUCCGGCUCACUUUCCCAUGGAAGAUUAUAUCCUUUGUCGGAAUGUUUUGCCAACUGAACCGGAAUACCUGAAAAAGACUCCUGACCCCAUCUACAAUUUGACGUCAGUACGAAAAACAUUUUCCCGUUCGUUGCCUGGUGGAAAUGCAAAUAAAGAAAAUGAGGACGACGUAAAAGUUGACAAAGAGCUUCAGCUGAACCCCGAGAGGUUGCUGUCGCAUGUGUCGAUACUCGGCCAAAGUUUGCCUGAUGCCGAAACUCUGGAACUUGAUCCAAGUCAAGCAGAAGCCCUUUAUGCCGCCUUGACUAGAAAACUAGUUUUGAUUCAAGGACCUCCAGGAACAGGGAAAACGUAUCUGGGCCUUAAAAUUGUUCAAGCACUACUGGACAAUAGGAAGUAUUGGGUAGGGGUUAAGAAACACCAGCCUCCUCCUAUUUUAGUGAUUUGCUACACAAAUCACGCGCUCGAUCAAUUCCUUGAAGGAAUCUUGAAGUUCACGACGAAAAUCGUCCGGAUUGGUGGACAGUCGAAAUGUGAAGCCCUUCAGCCGUACUCACUCCGCGAAUGGAUAUUUUCGAGAAAUCGGUUUUCUUUUACAAGUGAAGAAAGGACUGCUCAAUAUCACAAUUGGUUGUGGGAAGCCCGCGACAAAUUGCGUGACACGAAAGAUGUGCUCGAAAGUCGUCGCCAAGAACAAAAGAUUGUUGAAUCUUCUGGCAUCGUUCAUGAGAAAACCUUGUCAAGUUUGGGAGUACUAUCCAAGAGCGUGUACAGUAAAUUUUUCGCCAUGACGAAGAUGAAAUCAAGCAACUAUUCUGGUUGGUUAUUGUCUUGUUGGCUUGGAUUGGAAUCGAUUCACAUUUUAAAAGACAUCGUCUGGACUUUAAAGAAACAUUUCCCCAAAUCACAAAAGCCUCCAAUGCAAGUGUUUACAAAACCUGUUCCAGUUGUUAAUGAAUCUCCCAACGAGGAAGAAUGGGAUAAAGAAGAUGUCGAGGAAAUUCAAGGAGAAAGAAUGUCGGGCGAUGAUAAUUUAUGGAAUUUCGCCGAUGCUAAGGGAGAAAAGUUGCCAAAACCUGAAUUAGAAAGAAAAAUGGCAGGAUUCCAAUUUGCCAUUUCCACUUCAAUGCUUGACGACGAAAUGAGUUACUUGUUGGAGAUUCUAGAUGAGCCAGAUUAUGGUGAUUUUGAGCCAGCUCAAUCCCGGAUAGCUCAAAUCCAGCAACAAAAAUAUUUCCUCUCGGAAAUUCUUGAAAUUCUUCCAGACACCGAAAUCGAUGAUUACAAGCAGAUGAUUGAAAAAGAUCUUUGGCGCCUUUCAUACGUGGAUCGUUGGAAAAUUUACUCCUUUUGGAGAGCGAGAACUUCAGAAAUAUUGGUUGCUGAGGUAAACUCGUUGAAAAUGCAACUUCUACAGCAAACAAAUGAAAUAAAAGACAUCGAAACAAUUGAAACUGCCGAGAUUAUCCGCAAUGCCCAUGUUGUCGGAAUCACAACCACGGGAGCAGCCAAGAAUAGAGCGCUAUUAGAACAUCUGAAAUCAAAAAUCGUCGUUGUUGAAGAAGCAGCCGAGGUAUUGGAGGCACAUAUUGUGACGUCUUUGUCGUCCUCUUGCGAGCAUUUGAUUUUAAUUGGCGAUCAUCAACAGCUACGGCCUCCUACAACAGUGUAUGCAUUAGCGAAGGAUUAUCACUUGGAUGUUUCACUCUUUGAGCGUUUAAUAAUGAACGGGGUGGAGCCAAGUGUUUUGGGUGUUCAACACCGAAUGAGACCCGAUGUUGCCCGACUGAUUGUUCCUGCUAUUUAUCCAAAUUUGGAAAACCACCAGUCGGUAACGAGAUACUGGAAUGUGCCUGGAAUGGCAGAAAAUGUCUUUUUCCUGUCGCAUUCGGAACGAGAAAAGGGAGACCUAUCGGAUCAAGAAAGCCGCAGCCACUUGAACCCGUAUGAAGCAGACAUGGCCUUGGCUCUAGCUCGCCACCUGUUGAUGCAAGGCCUGGAACCAAAGCAAAUCACUAUAUUGACAACUUAUUCCGGCCAGUUGUUGCAUUUCAAAAAGUUGCGAAAAAGUCACGCGAUUCUUCAGGACGUCCGCAUCUCGAUUGUUGACAAUUUUCAAGGCGAGGAAGCAGACAUAAUCAUCCUGUCUUUGGUGCGAAGCAACGACGAAGCUCAAAUUGGAUUUCUCAAGACAGAAAAUCGCGUUUGUGUUGCCCUUUCUCGUGCCAAGAAAGGAUUUUAUCUUAUUGGCAACAUGGGAAAUUUAGCAGCGAGUAGUAAACUCUGGCGAGAAGUGAACAAAGUUUUGACAUCGAACGGACAGAUUGGACCCUAUUUCGACCUACAAUGUGGAGUGCAUCGUACUAUCAUAAAGGCCAAUCAAGUUUCCGAUUUUCCGCCAGAGGGUGGAUGUUUCCAAAAGUGUCUCACUCCGAUGCCCUGUGGACACACAUGCCGCAAACUUUGCCAUUUUGAAGAUCGCGAGCAUACGCGACAAAAUUGCCUCGAAGCCUGCUUGCGCUCCUGUUCUGUUGGCCAUCGUUGCCCCAAACGGUGUUACGAGGAUUGUCAUCCUUGUUUGACGGAAAUUCCGAAAACUCUUUUACCUUGCAAUCACACUCAAAUAACCGAGUGUCACAAAGACCCGCGAAAGGAAUAUUGUCUUACAAAAGUUGUCAAGGCUUUCCAAACUUGUCAACACACAAUUGAACUAGACUGUGGUAAGAAAAUUUACGAAGUAAAAUGUCCUGAACUGUGUGGCAUGCAUCUAGAUUGCGAUCAUAUGUGCAAUCGCAUCUGUCACCAGAGAAAAUCGCAUGCCAAAUUGCCGUGCACCCAACCGUGUCGCCGCUUGACCUGCCCUGAAAAACAUCCUUGUCCAAAGCAGUGUUCUGAAAAGUGCGAAAAAUGUGUCGUUGAUGUGAUUAAGAAACUGCCUUGUGGCCAUGAUGGGGAAAUCAAAUGCUGGCAGCUCCCCAAAGACAUCUACUGUAAAAUCAAAGUUGAGAGAACUCUUUCCGCCUGCGAGCAUACGGCCUAUUUCGACUGUAGUCAAUCCACUGAUGGAUACAAAUGCACUCGCCAGUGUGGGAAACUGCUGUGUAACGAUGGGCACAUAUGCCGGAAGCCUUGCUGUGAACCCUGUGGCCCUUGUAAUAAUCAAGUGAAGCGCACAUUAAGCUGCGGCCACGAGAGACUGACGGCGUGUUACAAGGAUCCUCUGACAAUCAAAUGCAAGUUCCCGAAAGAAGUUAUUUUACCCGAUUGCGGCCACAAGGUCGAAAUCGCCUGUGCCGAUAAUCCCGAAACAGCUCUCUGCCCAAGACCUUGUGACACUCGUCUCAAUUGCGGCCAUCAGUGCACGGAAUCCUGUCAUGUCAAAAAUGAUCCUCACCACGAAAUCUAUCUCUGCAAGAAAGCGUGCAGUCGGAAUAAAGAAGAUUGCAAACGGGAUCACAAGUGCGGAAGGAAAUGUUACGAGGAGUGUGACCCAUGUAUCAUCAAGAUCGAACGCCAAUUACCCUGUGGCCAUUCUCAAGUUGCAGAAUGUUGUCUAAAUGAUGAAGAAAUCAAUUGCAGGGAAAUGGUCAACAAAACUAUUCCUGAGUGUAUGCAUUUGAUUCGUGUUGAGUGUUCCACCAUUGCAAGUCGCCAGUUGUGCAAACAGCCGUGUGAACAAGUUCUGAGUUGUGGUCACCCAUGUAAAAAGAAAUGCAUGGAAACGUGUUCCUCUUCAGAUUGCCAAGAACUAGUACAGACUACCGUCUUAAGUCCCUGUGGUCACCCCGUGCUGAAGACUUGCAGUGAUUUUAAUUCAUCUCCUGAAGUGACAGAAACACAGUUGGAGAAAUUUCUACAAGAGUGCCCACAAAAGUGUGACGUCAACUUGCCUUGCGAGCAUUCGUGUAAAGGAUCCUGUGGACAGUGUUUCAACUGUCGUCUUCACAAAGCCUGUCAGGAAAAAUGUGGACGAACACUAGUUUGCGGACAUAACUGUGGUGUGAAUUGUGCCGCGUCUUGUCCUCCUUGCAAGAAACCGUGCGAAUAUCGUUGUCGACACAGCAGAUGUCGCAAGAAUUGCUGCGAGCCCUGCGUCGAUUGCGUUGAACCCUGUGGUUGGAAAUGUGAACAUUACUCGUGUUCACUCAAAUGUUUUGAAUUUUGCAUCCGGCCACGUUGCGAUGAACCCUGUCGGAAACGUCUCCCGUGCGGCCAUUUAUGCGUUGGGCUCUCUGGGGAAGUCUGCCCUCCUCUUUGCCGUGUUUGCCACAAGGACCAGCUGACGGAAUUCAUUCUUUAUGGCAACGAAGAAGAAGAUGACGCCAGAUUCAUCUAUUUGGAAGAUUGUAAGCACACUAUAGAAGUAGAAGGGAUGGAUCACUGGAUGGAGAUGAAGGAAGAAGAAAUUCGUGAAAUCCAAAUGAAAUGCUGUCCGCGCUGUAAAACUAUCAUCCGCUCAUGCUACCGCUACGGGAAUGUCAUCAAGCGAAAUUUCGGAGACAUUGUUGAAGUCAAGAGAUUGCUUUUACGUUCUCGUACCAGCUCAAAGGAUUUCGCCGAGAAGCAUCUCAAGCAGAUUGUGGCAUCCAUUGCUGUAAAUAGGGAGCUGACUACUCAACUUGACCACAGUAUCACGGAUCUCAUCAUCUUUAGACUGGAAGAAAUUCGGAAUUCUCUAAUUCCUACUGUUGUACGGAAAAAACCUCAGUAUAGAAGUUUGGAUGAAGAUACGCGCUCUGUGAUUCAAGUUCAAGUUGAUGUCAUAGAGAGAGUUUUAAGCGUCGUAAAAAAGGCCCCAGCAUCUUCAUCGAAGGAUAAUCAAGUCCCAGUUUUGUCGAUGAGUCGCCCUUUGCUGGAGGAUCUUCUAAAUCGAACACAACAACUUCUUUCAUCGCUAUUCAACCGCAAACGAUUUUCGUCUCAGGAACACGAAUGUUUCAUUGCCGAAGUCUACCGCUUGAAGUUAAUUCGAGCCUUCUUCUUGUUGAAGAGCUCCAUUUAUAACCAAGAUUCUUUGAUAAGUGAAGAAAAUCGACAGGUAGAAGAACUGUUGAUGAAGAAUGUGAAACCACUGAAGGAUGAAGAAAUCGCCACGAUCAAAGACAUUUUGCAGAGGAUGGACAAAAAACUUAAGACUGGACUUGGCAUCAGUGAUGUUGAACGGGAGCAAAUCGUUGAAGCCCUGAAAAAUGGAGAGGAUAAAAUAACACAGGGCCACUGGUUCAAAUGUCCAAACGGCCACAUCUACGCAAUUGGAGAGUGCGGUGGAGCGAUGCAGGAAGCAAAAUGCAACGAAUGCGGAGCACCGAUUGGCGGAGGGAAUCAUAGGCUGCUCUCGGGCAAUCGCCAUGCAGGCGAAAUGGAUGGAGCUCGAUUUGCUGCAUAUUCAGAGGAGGCGAAUAAUAUGGCCAAUUUUCAAAUGAACGAUUAA